Molecule: messenger RNA, 2606 nt
Organism: Dioscorea cayenensis subsp. rotundata (Guinea yam)
Lineage: Eukaryota; Viridiplantae; Streptophyta; Magnoliopsida; Dioscoreales; Dioscoreaceae
Product: serine/threonine-protein kinase MPS1-like
Biological process (GO): meiotic spindle assembly checkpoint signaling; mitotic spindle assembly checkpoint signaling; peptidyl-serine phosphorylation
Cellular component (GO): kinetochore; nucleus; spindle
Molecular function (GO): protein serine/threonine/tyrosine kinase activity; protein serine/threonine kinase activity; ATP binding
Source: RefSeq, a predicted model, not a curated record
UCAAGGCCUUUUUCAAAUUUCCUCGAUCCCACUCCCUUCAACGGCGCAAAGCUUCUCACUGCCGCCGCCGGCGGGAUCGAGAUCACCGCCGGAGAGAUCCGGCAUCGGAGAUCCACGAAAAGCCUCUCCUUGUCUUCUCUUGACCACCUUACCCGGCCGAGAUGCCGUUGGAUCCCGAUGGAAAGGAAGGCUGACCUUCCGGCUCCUCCGCCGUCAAGCAUCUCCAUCCGUCCGAUCGCCGGCGGAGACUCCAAUAUCACGUCGUCGUCGACGUCUUCCUCCUCCUCGCUUUCCCUCUCCCCUCCCGAUUUCCUCCGCCACGUUCAUGCCGUCUUCAAGCGCCACCGCCCCCUCGGUACUAUGCAGUCCAAUUUCUCCCGACCAGCUCGUGCAACUCGUGUCAUGGUUUCACAAACAGAGUCUUCAAAGAAUCGCACCACCAUCUCUGCCACGACUAGUGACAAUGUUGGUAAUAUAUUGCCUCAAAGUCAAGUGGUUGUUGGAGCCGUAAACCAUCCUAAAAUAUCGUUAGAGGAGAGGAAGGAUGCUGCUGUGGAAGUUAGAAUUAACACUGCCGAGGAUUCCUCCCUUACCCCUCCAUCAAUAACGGGAACUAUAACUGCUGCAAAUGAUGAGAACAUGAACUUGUUUGCUAUACAGAACAGUGAUCCUGCUUUACGGGCUGUUCAGAGAGGCCUUAGCAGUGGAUGUCUCAAAGAAGCAACAGUCCUCUUCUCUUGGGGAUGCUGGUUCAGUUUCAGCUUUUCAGAACUUUAUGCUGUUCAGGUCCAACUUGUUAGAGUAAGCAUGAGAGUUAGAUAUUAUUUAUCUAUCUUAGGCUACAUUCAUGCAGGUGCUGAUGCAUGGCUGAAAACUCAUAUUAGAAUGGAUGACAUUUCAUCUUAUUUGAAUUCUCUUGCAUUGACAGAGGGAGGAGGAGGCAGUUUGAACAACGAAACAGCUGUGAGUGAACAGGAUUUAGUGAGACAUAAUGAACCAAGGGAUAGUCAUCACUUUGUGGCUCCAAUAACUCGGUCUUCAGUUGUAGGCGCCUCAAAUGCCACUACGAUGUCAGUGCACUCCUGCCCAACAUACCAGGGGACACAUGCUCCUUUGGGUGGACAAACUGCCUUUCCAACUCAAAUGUCAUCAUCUGCUGUGGAGAACUCUUCAGCUUUCCAGGAUUAUGGCCUUCAAGAGGGACAAGGGAGUUUAAAGAACGUAGGUGAGGCUCUUCAGCAUCAACAUCAGGCUCUUCAUAUGGGUAACAGCAUUAAAGAGAAAGGUGGAACUGAUUCUGGUAAAUGCUCCCCAAUCUCUAGUUCCUGGGGAGGUAACCCAUCCUCACAUGUGGAUCUAGAACCUUCUCAAUCAAGCAAAGUUGAAAAGGUCUCUCGUAAAAAGAAGUAUGAUCCAGAUGUUUUCUUCAAAGUUAAUGGAAAGCUCUAUCAAAAAUUGGUAAAAAUAGGCAGCGGAGGGAGCAGUGAAGUUCACAAAGUAAUAUCAGCCGACCGAAGUAUAUAUGCUCUUAAGAAGAUCAAACUUAAGGGUCGUGAUUACCCAACUGCAUAUGGAUUUUGUCAGGAGAUAGAGUAUUUGAACAAGUUGAAGGGAAAAAACAAUAUCAUCCAACUGAUUGACUAUGAGGUCACAGACAAAACUUUGCUUAUGGAGGUUGUGAAUGGCAGCAUGACGGUAAAGGAGGGGAGGAUUAAGGAUGAUGAGCACAUCUAUAUGGUGCUUGAAUAUGGAGAAAUUGAUCUGGCCCACAUGCUUUCACAAAAGUGGAAAGAGAUGGAUAGCUCAAACUGGAGAUUGGAUGAGAAUUGGCUGCGAUUUUACUGGCAGCAAAUGCUUGAAGCUGUGAACACUAUACACGAGGAGCGUAUUGUGCACUCAGACCUGAAACCUGCAAAUUUUCUACUUGUUAGAGGCUCAUUGAAGCUUAUUGACUUUGGCAUUGCUAAAGCCAUCUUGAGUGAUACAACCAACAUCCAGCGUGAUGCACAGGUUGGCACACUGAACUACAUGUCUCCAGAGGCAUUCAUGUGGAAUGAACAUGAUGCAAAUGGAAACACUAUCAAGUGUGGACGUCCUUCAGAUAUCUGGUCCCUUGGUUGCAUCCUCUACCAAAUGGUUUAUGGUAAGACACCAUUUGCAGAAUAUAAGACCUUCUGGGCCAAGUUUAAAGUCAUAACAGAUAGGAACCACGAAAUUGUAUAUGAGCCAGUCUCCAACCCAUGGCUCAUUGAUCUGAUGCGUAGAUGUCUUGCAUGGGACCGGAAUGAGAGGUGGCGGAUACCUGAGCUACUUCGGCACCCAUUCCUUGUUCCUCCAUUACCAGAGGAACUUCCUCUCCCUCAAGACCAUCCUUGUAGAUUACUUAUGCAGAAGGUUCAACUGUUUUGGAAUGAACCCAAAGUAUCUCAGUUGUGUUCUGAACUCCAUAUGAUUGUUGAAAAACCUUAAACAAGCAUCAGACCUAACCAGGCACGCAUGACAAGAAUGCCAGCUUGCUUGAUGCUUACGAUGCGCUAUUACGGAAUGGUUUUCUUCUGUCAAAUAUAGGGUUCUGUUGCUUGUACUGCUUUUUAUUUCAACCUAUU